Messenger RNA from Kwoniella shivajii, 2853 nucleotides. RefSeq lists its product as uncharacterized. Lineage: Eukaryota; Fungi; Basidiomycota; Tremellomycetes; Tremellales; Cryptococcaceae. Gene Ontology annotation, biological process: phosphorelay signal transduction system; protein autophosphorylation. Gene Ontology annotation, cellular component: plasma membrane. Bases 1 to 2853 code for a protein of 950 amino acids. The record is from RefSeq and is a predicted model, not a curated record. Gene Ontology annotation, molecular function: phosphorelay sensor kinase activity; histidine phosphotransfer kinase activity. The transcript is spliced from 3 exons.
AUGUGCGGCCUUCCGGAGGUUGACGACGAGUUAGAGGUGGAUUCGGAACCAUCGAUACAUCUACAAGAGUGGAGGAACUUCCUUAUAUCCUAUGCGCAAGGUGAUUGGUCUCCUGAUAAUACGCCCACCAAGCCCUCUGAACCUGAAAGUCCGUCAAAGAGUGAACAUUAUCGUCGUCCUUCCCAAGAUCAUUAUUCUUCAUCUGCUGAAGUCGUCGAUCCUUUCAACAUAUAUUCCUCACCCAUCAUAGACAAACUUAUCGCCAAGAAUGUACGCCAAUAUUGCUCGAAGAAUGAUUAUCUCCCACCCCCCAGAUCACCUCAGGAAGCCCUGCGGGAAAAGAUUGUAACUGAAUAUGAUCUGCUCGGACCAAUUCAAACGGGCAAUAUUCAAUCGGCGGUGGAUCUCCUCAGUGCGUUCUUUCCGGGCUGUGUGAUCACCUUUACUCUGUUCAAUAACCACGUACAGACGUUCGCUGCUGUUGCCGGACCAAAGAAGUUGUUGGAAGAGUUCCAACUGGUGGGGGGUAUGUGGGUGGCACCAGAGACUAGCUUGUGUGGGCAUUCUGUCCUUCAGGAGGAACAGAUUCUGUUUGUUUCUGAUCUGGCGGAAGAUUGGCGGUUCCGUUCCAAUCCAUAUACUUUGGCUGGUCUCAAAAGCUACAUCGGUAGCGCAGUAUCACUGCUAUUAGAUCCCCUCAACACAACACCUAAUAUGAAUGGUCGACCUGAAAGGGUGGGCAUAGGGUCGCUGAAUAUCCUUUUCAUGUCGACAAUCCUGCAGACUAUGUCGCCUGAACAAGUGAUGGUGGUGAAGAAUAUCACCAAAAUAUUAGAAACUCAAAUACGUGCAACAUGGGAAGGGCAUAUUCGAACCCGAGAAGCGAGAGUGCGUCAUGCGAUGACAGAUCUGAUAGAAGAGGGAUUUGUUGGGGUACAAGCUUCUAUGGAACAGCAUGAAAUGUCAGACGGAGUGCCAGCCAUAGCCAGGGGAACAUCAAUGUCUUCCACUAGUGAGUUAGCCCAGUCUGGCCUAGAUAAGACAAUGGCUCUUUCUCCUGAAUUGGACAUCAUGUGUUUGGUCGAUACGAGGAGUUUUCGGGUCAAAUCCAAACAAGGUCUACAAUUGGAGUACGAACACGAUACCUCAUCAAUAUAUCCUCUCUCCACAAUUGCUGUAAGCCCGCUUUCGGAAGCGCGAUGGAAAUUCGUAGAAGAACCCUCGCGCCUCCUAUCUUUCCUCAACGAAAAACCUUUUUCCUACUCCUUCAGCCCCAGUUCUACAUUAUCAGGAAUUGAAUCGAAACUGCCUGUCGACGUUCGCUCCCAUGUGAUCAUGCCUUUCUUCACCCUGGAUCAGCCCAUAUUUGUGGCCAUAGCGCUAUCGAAGUCGCCACAGAUCUCAGCGUUCUGCACGAACAUCAUCCGAAGUGUAGGCUCGGUAAUACUGGCCAAAGCGAUUCAGAGUCGAGUCAUGGAAGCGGAUGCUGCCAAGGCUACGUUUCUCUCCUCCAUCAGCCACGAACUACGUACACCCAUGCACAGUAUCAUGUCCGGGCUAUCUCUCAUCAAUUCAGCUGUUCAAUCGCAAGAUUAUGAUUCAUUGAAGUCGUUGCUUGACGUGGUAGACACCAGUGGUCACACGUUGCAGCGUAUUUUGGACGACGUACUCGACUUCGAUCCCGUCUAUAGCUCCAAUAAUAAGACCAAUCGUUUGGUUACAGUGGAUUUGCUCCAAUUGGUCCAAAAUUCUGUUCAGAUGUGUCUGACGAAAUCCGAAGACCUGGAUGUAACUUCUUCUAUUGAGAUGAAUUACGAGCAGAGAGAUUGGACGGUUUACAUUGACGAUGCGAGAUACCACAGAAUCUUCAUCAAUGGUUUGUCCAACGCCUUAAAAUUCUGUAAGAAUGGUUCCAUCACCAUCUCGAUCCUCACUUCUCCUGAUUCAUCCCAACUCAUAACAAGGAUAGCCGAUACUGGCGUUGGAAUUGAUCCCAAAUUCUUGCCUCGUCUACUGGAACCCUUCACAAAGCAGGAUCCUCACAGUCCCGGAGCUGGUCUCGGAUUGUCCAUAACCAAAAAUUUGGUUAACAGUAUCGGCGGUAAUUUUACCAUACAAUCAAAGCCUGGUGAAGGCACCGUCUUCGAGGUCAUCUUACCUAUCAGAUUUGACGGAGAUCGAUCACCUGUGAAUCGAUCCGCUCCUCUAGUCAACAGACAACUACACGAGAAACGAUUAACACUGCAAAGCCAAUCUUUGGGACUGUCAGUCAAUCCACCGGCGGAAAAAUCCACUACUCCCGUACCACGACCUACACCUUCACGACGAGCUACUGCUGACCCACCUGCAGCGAGACCCAAGCAUUUGAAACAAGACUCACUUCCGGAUGAGCAUGCGCUUCGAGUUAUGGUGAUAGACGACAAUAGGAUAUGUCGACUCUUACUCACCAGAGCUUUACGGAAAAGUCCAGUACCUGUCAAAUGCACUGAAGCCGCCGAUGGUCAACAGGCGGUCGAUGCAUUCCGAAAAUUCAAGCCUGACUUAGUCGUCACAGACAUAUCAAUGCCUGUCAUGGAUGGUGUCACUGCUGCUCAACAUAUGCGGAGCAUAAGUGAAGAGCUCCGUCUACCACCUUGCAAGAUAUAUGCUUUGACAGGAUUGGGUUCUUCGGAUCCCAAACUAAAGUCAGUGGGUUUAGCCGGGAAUGCGGCGUUAGAUGGUUGGCUGGUCAAAGGUCAAGAUGAUCUAAAGGUCAUACAGAACAUCGUUACGAAACUUAGUGAAGAUCUACAGCGGCAGAGAGAUAAUUCAGCGGAAAAUAUGCUACGGAAUUUAGAAAUAACGAAGACAUAA